UACUCGAAUCUGUCGUAGAUUGCAGCGUUUUCUAGUCUGUUUUGUAUUCAAACACCCGGUGGGCCAAGCAGGAUCUUGUUGUGGACAAAAGGAAUACCCAUAGCUACUAAUUCAUUUAGUACUAUUCAUUGACUCGUUCGCGAAACUCUCCUUGCAGAACUGAAUCGUUAAGCCGUAGUCAUCACUUUCUAGCUAUAGAGAGGACAGCAAAGGAAGUGCGAAAGGAAGAAAUCACCGAGAAGGAACCUGCCCGUGCUGAUCAAUCGAGUGCAGGGCGCAAGAGACACCAUACAAUUGCAACACGUGCAGUAAGGAACGAAUAGUCAUUUAUUUCUCAUUGACAUCAAUAUGCAUAUGUUGAAGACGGACCGAUUACGUAACUCGAGAGAAAUACGAAUUUAAAGGAAAAGGAAAACAACCAAUCGUCAAACGAUACGAUUGGUGGGCUGACGGAAGAUCAAGGGACCAGUGGCAGUGUAGUGGGAAAGAACAGAAAGCAAUCUUCUUCUCGACUUGUUGGAAAAGAAGGUGGUAGAAAGAUACCGUAUACAAACAGUACUUGUGUUGCUGAGCAAGAGAGGGCCGAACUAAAAGCAGCGUGUUACGGCUGGAAGGACAACUUGAUUGGCACUGCAAGGCAAACUUGCAUCUGCAAAGAAUGUCCACAGAAGCAGGGCAAACAAAAAGACGAUUGUCAAGAAACACGAUUGAAAGCGAAGAAAGAUUGGCAGACACAUCCACGAACAAACCAAACAAAGGCGCCGAUACCGAAACACAAACCGGCGAACCACUAAGAUCACGGCAACAACAACAUGGCACCGAUGGGGACAAAACAAAGAAUGUAGGCGAGCAGCCCGGGACGAUCGGCGAGGGAAGCGCGGACACCGGGGCACCAGAUGCUUUGGGCAAGCCGGUUCCCGACGACACAAGUCACCAGAACGUGGUCCCCGGAGAUGGAACGCGACAGAUCAUUGCCGUGAGUGCCAACAAGAAUCCUACUGCUUUCUUCCAACUGGCCCGAAAGUUUCUCAUGACCAACGAAAUGUGCGACCUUUCGGCACUCGAGGGUGCCAUAGUUUCCGCGGUAGAUGCCGCUCAUCUACUGGAACGAUCGAAACUCGCAACGAUAGUUAGGUAGGUCGUGUUUGUGUAUGGAACGAGGAACAAUAAUGAUGCUGUUGAUGUUACGUCCUAGGGCUUUCUGUUUGUAUUUGUGUAGUGGAAACGAUCACGGCACUCAAUAUCUUAUUCCUUCCAUUUCCGAUUCAACAGCAUAAAUACCUCUUACGUAAACGUCGAACCCAAGCGAAGAAGACAGCAGAAAAGUGAGGAACCAACUUCUGAAGCUAUCAAAAAAGAAGGGGUGCCAUCAAUCCAAACUUCUAGAAACACAAUGCAGUCUUCCCGAUCACAAGCGGUUCCCGCAACGAACGACCCGAGCAAUGCUACCGGGACGAAAGAGAAUCCAUCCGCUCUGUCCACGCCAUCCAAGCCCGCAACCGACCACUCCACAGAUACCGCGGAAAGCAGUGUGGACGAAACCGGGCGCGGGAUGCAGCAACAGCAACAAUCUUCGCCUGCAGCUGCUGUCACUCGAAGCGCCACAUCGUCUGGGAGUGGUACCACCCGCGAAUUGAGGCGAGCACGAAUAUUGGUGACGGUGAAACGAACCGAAAGCUACAAGCGAUGGUUAGAAGAGAAUCCUAUUCAACGGCAAGCGAUAAUAGCCGGUACUGCAACCGUAACAGCAGAAGAAAUCGUUGGAAAAGAGUCUUCUUUGCCGUCGUCAAAAUAACCACAAUCAUAUCCUCACUACCAAAACGAAACAAAUAUUAGGAGUGAAUAAAAUUGAAAUCCUCACGGUCUCGUGUAAAGUAUGAUAUGGCAUGACAUCAUGACAAAUAUCUAAAAUUAUGGCGAUCAACAAAUUGAUACGAAGUAAGAUAGAGAAUUUAGAAUAAAUAGUGGCCAAAGUA
This is a messenger RNA of Pseudo-nitzschia multistriata, 1976 nucleotides long. The record is from the annotation of a GenBank genome assembly. Lineage: Eukaryota; Bacillariophyta; Bacillariophyceae; Bacillariales; Bacillariaceae.